GAUGCUUCCUUGUUGGUUUGUGAUAUGUUGUAUCACAUUAUUGAUUACUUAUUACAUUAUUUCGUCAUAGCUGUGUAGUAUAACAAAUGUUUAAGACACAUACAGCAUCAGUUGUCCCGCACUGACCAUGACUGACCAGCACUUUCUGGACAACAUCUGGCGUACACUAGGAACAUGGGGGCGUUACCAGCGAAUUCAGAUGGCCUUACACAUGGCGACCUAUGGGAGCGAGGCCUUCCAACUAAUGAUCAUAGUGUUCAUUGGAUAUCGUCCAUCGUACCAAUGUGCUGACCUCGGGAAUACGACCAGUAUGUAUGACACACUGUCGAACGCCAGUCUCACUCCUCUGUACCAAGCCUGUCACGUAGAUAUCCUCAUAAAUGGUACCAACACGACUCUGAUGAAACUGUCACCAUGUCCGGCAGGAUAUACGUACGAUCUAGAGAAAGAUCGAACGUUUGUUACAGAGUGGAAUCUCGUGUGUGAUGGAGCGGAGAGAGCAGAAAUCUCCCAAAUGUUACUGAUGAUCGGACAGAUGGUGGGGGCAGCCUUGCUUCCUCAGCUAUCAGACAGAUUCGGACGCAAGUUGGUUCUGGUGACGUCACAUAUAGUUCUAUUCGCCGCAGGAGUGACCGCUUCUCUCGCACCAACUUUCAUUGUGUUUGCCAUUAUGCGGUUCAUUUGCGGCGUGUCACAUCAGGGAGUGUCUAUGACUCGGACAGUGAUGACUAUUGAACUACUUCCGGCAGAAUCCAGAUACAUGACUGAAGUACUCGGGGUAACUUUCUGGACAUGCGGCAUCAUCGUAAUAGCUCCAGUUGCUUACCUCCUUCGGAACCUCUCGUGGCGAAACACCUACCUUAUCAUGACAAUGUACUCUGCAUACAGUCUUGUCGGCUAUUGGUGUGUAUACAACACAUAUUGUUUGGAUUAUAAUGCUAUGGUAACCAAUAGCAAUGUAACCAAAUAA
Molecule: messenger RNA, 970 nt
Organism: Mizuhopecten yessoensis (Yesso scallop)
Lineage: Eukaryota; Metazoa; Mollusca; Bivalvia; Pectinida; Pectinidae
Product: solute carrier family 22 member 8-like
Exons: 4
Coding region: 128-970 (280 amino acids)
Biological process (GO): transmembrane transport
Cellular component (GO): membrane
Molecular function (GO): transmembrane transporter activity
Source: RefSeq, a predicted model, not a curated record